Messenger RNA from Raphanus sativus (radish), 2099 nucleotides. Its product is annotated as indole-3-acetic acid-amido synthetase GH3.6. The transcript is spliced from 3 exons. NCBI's taxonomy places the organism in Eukaryota, Viridiplantae, Streptophyta, Magnoliopsida, Brassicales, Brassicaceae. Gene Ontology annotation, molecular function: indole-3-acetic acid amido synthetase activity. The record is from RefSeq and is a predicted model, not a curated record. Gene Ontology annotation, cellular component: cytoplasm. The coding region runs from base 112 to 1950 and encodes 612 amino acids.
UCUAUUCUUCCUCACACCCUCCAAGCUUUAAGACUACAAAGCUUAUUCACCAUCUUAACUCUUCCUUAUCUCUCUCAUUUCAAAUCUCUAAAACCACAAAAACUUAAAACGAUGCCUGAGGCACCAAAGAUCGAAGCUUUGGAGGUUUCUGAUCAGACUCUCGAGGAGAAGAACAAGAGCAAGCUCCUGUUCAUCGAAGAAGUGACCUCUAACGCUGACGAUGUCCAGAGAAUGGUUCUUGAGGAGAUCCUCUCACGCAAUGCUGACGUGGAGUACCUCAAACGUCACGGGCUCGAGGGACGAACCGACCGUGAGACUUUCAAACACGUCAUGCCUGUCGUAACGUACGAAGAUAUUCAGUCUGAGAUCAACAGAAUCGCUAAUGGUGAUACGUCCAAAAUCCUCUGUUCUAGCCCCAUCUCUGAGUUCCUCACCAGUUCUGGAACAUCUGGUGGAGAGAGGAAACUGAUGCCAACAAUAGAAGAGGAGCUAGACCGAAGAUCACUUCUCUACAGUCUCUUGAUGCCUGUGAUGAGCCAGUUUGUUCCUGGUCUUGACAAAGGCAAAGGAAUGUACUUUCUGUUCAUAAAAUCCGAAUCCAAGACACCUGGUGGUCUCCCAGCUCGUCCUGUCUUAACCAGUUACUACAAAUCCUCUCACUUCAAAAACAGACCCUUUGACCCUUACACCAACUACACAAGCCCUAACCAAACCAUCCUUUGUCCUGACUCUUACCAGAGCAUGUACUCUCAAAUGCUCUGUGGGUUAUGCCAACACAAAGAAGUACAACGUGUUGGCGCUGUCUUUGCCUCUGGUUUCAUCAGAGCCAUCAAGUUUCUUGAGAAACAUUGGCCUGAACUAACCCGUGAUAUAAGAACCGGUACACUCAGCUCUGAGAUAACCGAUCUUUCGGUCCGUGAGGCGGUAGGGGAGAUUCUUAAACCGGAUCCAAAGCUUGCGGAUUUUGUUGAAUCGGAAUGCAAGAAGACCUCUUGGCAAGGGAUCAUCACUAGGCUUUGGCCAAACACCAAGUAUGUGGAUGUGAUUGUGACUGGGACAAUGUCACAGUAUAUUCCAACUUUGGAUUAUUACAGCAACGGUUUGCCUCUUGUUUGCACAAUGUAUGCUUCUUCGGAAUGUUACUUUGGUGUGAAUCUGAGGCCACUAUGCAAACCAAGCGAGGUCUCUUACACUCUCAUACCAACCAUGGCCUAUUUCGAGUUCUUGCCUAUCCAUAGGAACAACGGAGUCACUAGCUCAAUCAGUCUUCCUAAAGCACUCACUGAGAAAGAACAACAGGAGCUUGUUGAUCUCGUUGAUGUCAAGCUUGGUGAGGAGUAUGAGCUUGUGGUCACCACCUAUGCCGGACUGUACAGAUACAGAGUGGGUGAUGUCCUAAGAGUGGCUGGUUUCAAGAAUAAUGCACCUCAAUUCAGCUUCAUAUGCCGCAAGAACGUAGUCCUAAGCAUUGAUUCAGACAAAACCGACGAGGUGGAGCUUCAAAAUGCAGUCAAAACCGCGGUAACACACCUUGUUCCCUUUGAUGCCUCACUCUCCGAGUACACUAGCUAUGCAGACACAUCGUCUAUCCCAGGCCACUAUGUCUUGUUCUGGGAGCUCUGCUUGAACGGUAACACGCCGGUUCCUCCCUCGGUGUUCGAGGAUUGUUGUUUAACCAUAGAGGAAUCAUUUAACAGUGUGUAUAGACAAGGAAGGGUCAGUGACAAGUCCAUUGGACCGUUGGAGAUCAGGGUAGUCGAAUCAGGGACUUUUGAUAAGCUCAUGGAUUAUGCGAUAAGCCUUGGGGCAUCUAUCAAUCAGUACAAGACACCGAGGUGUGUGAAGUUUGCUCCGAUCAUUGAGCUUUUAAACUCUAGGGUUGUUAAGUCUUACUUCAGCCCCAAGUGUCCAAAAUGGACCCCUGGUCACAAGCAAUGGGGAAGUAACUAAAGAGGGAAACUUUGAGGAGAAAGAGAGACUCUCUAUGUGAUAAUAGUUUCUAGUCCCAUUUGAACUGUUUUUGUAAUCAGAUGAAUGUCGAAAAGUGGUUAAUUAUUAUGUCUGUCUGUCUGUCUAAUUUUAAUCUUAAUCUUAAUUUU